This is a messenger RNA of Phyllopteryx taeniolatus (common seadragon), 3069 nucleotides long. RefSeq names its product nth-like DNA glycosylase 1 (gene nthl1). The coding region runs from base 1813 to 2841 and encodes 342 amino acids. Gene Ontology annotation, cellular component: nucleus. The transcript is spliced from 7 exons. NCBI's taxonomy places the organism in Eukaryota, Metazoa, Chordata, Actinopteri, Syngnathiformes, Syngnathidae. Gene Ontology annotation, biological process: nucleotide-excision repair; base-excision repair, AP site formation; base-excision repair. Gene Ontology annotation, molecular function: DNA binding; oxidized pyrimidine nucleobase lesion DNA N-glycosylase activity; DNA-(apurinic or apyrimidinic site) endonuclease activity. The record is from RefSeq and is a predicted model, not a curated record.
ACUGAGAAGGCUGCCAGCUGCACCACUGGUGCCCCUCUCCUAUCCAGACGAAGAGACGCUGGUGGCAUUUCCUCGGUUGCUGUGAAAGUAGAAGAGGAGGAGGCGAGUGUCUCCCAGCAAACACCCUCCUUGUCAACACCAGAGACCUACUAGAGCAAGACAUGUCACCAUCACACCUCUGACUCCCCCUCCUGCGUUGACCAUCCACGAACAGGAUGUGAGAUGUAUCUUCAAACAACAAAAGAUCAACAAAGCGCCUGGCCCAGACCUUGUCUCCCCGUCCUUCCUCAAAGUCUGCACGGACCAGCUUGCUCCAGUCUUCAAAUAGAUCUUCAUCAUAUCUGUGAAGUACCAUCCUGUUUCAAACGCUCCACCAUCAUCCCAGUCCCCAAGAAACCUGCACUCUCGGGUCUGAAUGACUACAGUCCUGUCUCCCUGACAUCUGUGGUCAUGAAGUCCUUUGAACGUCUCGUGCUGGACCACCUCAAGAGCGUCACAGGUCCCCUGCUGGACCCCCUGCAGUUUGCCUACCGAGCAAACAGGUCUGUGGAUGACGCAUUCAAAAUGGGACUGCACUUCAUCCUAGAACACCUCAACGUCACGCGGACCUACGCGAGGAUCCUGUUCUUGGACUUCAGCUCUGUGUUCAACACCAUCAUCCCUGAACUCCUCUCCUCCAAGCUUCUCCAGAGCAGCAUCUGGCCUGCCAUCUACCAGUGAAUUAACAGCUUCCUGACGGGGAGAACACAGCAGGUGAGGCUGGGGGAUACCACCUCAUCCACACGCACAACCAGCACCGGGGCGGCCCGAGCAUGUGUCCUCUCUCCGCUGCUCUUCUCUCUCUACACAAACGACUGCACCUCAACGCACCCGGCUGUCAAACUCCUGAAGUUUGCAGACGACACCACAGUCAUCGGCCUCAUCAAAGACUGUGACGAGUCUGCGUAUCGAUAGGAAGUGGAGCGGCUGGAGCUGUGGUGUGGCCAACACAACCUGGAGCUGAACACGCUCAAGACUGUAGAGAUGAUCGUGGACUUCAGGAGGCAUCCUUCGGCACAGCUGCCCUCACGCUGUCCAACUGCCCUGUAUCAACUGUCGAGACCUUCAAGUUCCUGGGAAUUACAGUCUCUCAGGACCUAAAGUGGGAGAUCAACACCAACUCCAUCCUCAAAAAGGCCCAGCAGAGGAUGUACUUCCUGGGGCUUCUGAGGAAGCACGGCCUGCCGCAGGAGCUGUUGAGGCAGGACUACACAGCCGUCAUCGAAUCUGUCCUGUGUUCAUCAAUCACAGUCUGGUUUGGUGCUGCCACAAAACAGGACAAACUCUGAGUGCAACAGACAAUCAAAACUGCUGAAAAAAUUGUCGGUACCCCCCUACCCACCCUUGAAGGGUAAAAAUCAUUUCUAAGGCAUUAAAUAUACCAUGGAACACAGUAAAGGCAUUAUCAAGUGGAGAAAAUAAGGCACAACUGUGACAUCUGUGAUAUCUCUCCAAAAUUGGAAGCCUUAAGAAAGAAAACACUUGAAAUCUCCCAAACACAUGUGGGAAGAUUUGUUAUGGUCCGGUGAAACCAAGGUUGAACUCAUCACUUAAAGAACACCAUACCAACAAGUAAAGCAUUGCAGUGGCAGCGUCAUGUUUUGGGGCUGUUUUUCUUUAGAUUGAGCUGGGGUCUUAGUCAAGGUAGAGGGAAUUGUGAACAGUUCCAAAUACCAGUCAGUGCUAGAGCAAAACCUUCAGGCUUCUGCAAGUUAAACUUUUUUUUUUUAAGAAGAUCUGAACUUGAUUUGGGAUUAAUCAGAGGCAGUUCAAAUGGUGGUAGUUGUUUGUUUGAUUUUUGUUUCAACUGAGAUGUAUGGUAGUCAGGACCGCCUCCAGUUGGCCACCGCGCAACCAAAACGAGAAGCAGAUUCUCUGUCGUUAUCGUCACAUGGCCGCAGGCAGAGACAAGUAAAAGUGGAGUAUGAUGAGGGUGUUUUGCCGGCGAAGACGAAACACUGGCAACCUCCUGAUUGGAAGAAACAGUUAGGGCACAUUCGUGAAAUGAGGAGCAGCCGUGAUGCCCCCGUAGAUAACAUGGGAGCAGAGAAGUGCUACGACGCAGAGGCUCCGGCUAAUGUGAGACGCUUUCAGGUUUUGGUGUCCCUGAUGCUGUCUAGUCAGACCAAAGACCAGGUGACGGCAGCUGCCAUGCAGAAGCUCAGAGCUCAUGGCUGUACUGCAGAAAAACUCCUGUCGACUGACGACGAAACUCUGGGAAAACUCAUCUACCCAGUCGGCUUCUGGAGGAACAAAGUCAAAUUUCUGAAGAUGACAGCAGCCAUGCUCGUGAAGGAUUAUGGAGGCGACAUCCCAGACAGCGUGGAGGCGCUUGUCCGUCUGCCAGGAGUUGGACCCAAGAUGGCUCACCUUGCUAUGGAUAUCGCCUGGGACCAAGUGUCUGGUAUAGGCGUAGACACACAUGUGCAUCGGAUCUCUAACAGGCUCGGCUGGCUCAUGAAGCCCACCAAGAACCCAGAGGCGACACGCAAGGCCCUACAGGAGUGGUUACCUAGGGAUCUCUGGAGCGAGAUUAACUGGCUGCUUGUGGGUUUUGGACAGCAGGUUUGCCUUCCAACCAACCCGCUCUGCUCCCUGUGUUUGAACCAGCAUAGCUGCCCGUCUGCUCACCAAAGUUCUCCUGCAAAGCGGCUAAAAGCUUCGGUUCUAGCCUCUUCCUUCCAAACAAAAGCUGAAUCUGGACAAGAAACUGUUGUUAAUGAGGAGAUGAUAAAAGAAGAGCCACAGCCGGUUAAUCCCACCACACUGAGAAGGAAGAUGAAAAACAAGAUUAAUCACUAAUUUAAACCUUCUCUUGGAUUAUGUUGAAUAACAUGGAUUGGUGGUUAGAGGGAUUUAAAUGGUUUUACCCACUUAAAACACUUUGUAAGUUUAGGAACAAAACAAAUACUCUGCUGUUGUUGCUGCCGUGGGAAACAGUGCUGACAUUAAUUUGGAAACUCCUAUUACAAGAUCACUUUUGUCUGUCCACUUCACUUCAAUCUGCAUAAAAUCGCACGAGGCAAGCAA